Aplysia californica (California sea hare) is the source of this 4135-nucleotide messenger RNA. RefSeq names its product protein APCDD1. Gene Ontology annotation, biological process: negative regulation of Wnt signaling pathway. Lineage: Eukaryota; Metazoa; Mollusca; Gastropoda; Aplysiida; Aplysiidae. Gene Ontology annotation, molecular function: Wnt-protein binding. The record is from RefSeq and is a predicted model, not a curated record. Gene Ontology annotation, cellular component: plasma membrane.
UGUUGACGGUGGUGCUCGCCAGCAGUCCCCGCUUCGUGUACCGUGAGGAGUGGCACGAGACAUCCUGCGCACGCGCACUACAGAGGCUGAGACACCGGCCGGUUGAGAUCCUGUCGCCUCCGGUACUGGACGGCCAGUGGGUGUCUCACAGAUGCGAGAUUCGCUCCGGCCCAGAGUACGUAAUACGCCACUUUCGCUUCCAGAACGGCACAUUUGAGUCCGUGGUAUAUCGUUACUCUGACCCUGAGUGCCACCACCCGUUGUACGCUAUCCAGUCACGUGGUACACAUCAGCUUCUUCGCCCCUCCUGGACAGUGCAAGGGGGCACAGAAGCCGACUAUGUCGUCACUUCCGCAUACGUCAUUCCAUAUACCACUGGAGCAGUGCGAGAAAUGUCCUCAAAGUUGGCUAUCGGCUGCAGGGACAUUCUCGCCGAGAAAUUCUUAAAACGUUACUCCAAAUAUUUAAUCUACUCCCUACCUCCGACACACGAGGAGAAACUUAAGUUGCAAGCGUCUGCUUCAAAAGACAAAAAUACGAAGAAAGACGAACACCGUGACAUAGACUGUUUUGCAGCUGUCAAUUUCACGUUGCACGAGCUGCAGCUGGUGAUGGUCGAGGCGAAAUCGAGCCGUGACCACCGGGACCACCGUCACAGCCACCAGCGUCACCGCUUUCAUCCACAACUGCCAAACAGUUUCUCAGAAACGGACAAUAGCUCUAUCUCCCAGCCUCAGCUUCAGAAUAAAAAACAUCACGAGCACCGACUUCACAAGCCGCACAACUUGGGAAAUCAAGAGCAUCAAGGUGCGGUCCCUGAAGGUGGCGAGAGGGACGGCGCGGUCUCAGAACGAGAACUGGAAUUGCUGCUCGGCGCGGUGCAUUCCAGACCUAAGGACAGGCAGGGUCAUCGGCCGAGCAGUUACCAGACGGCUCUAAAAAAUGCGAACACCCCUGGCUGCGGUGUGUGUGCCCGCAUCGCCAGCUCCGGUCCCCUGUCUCCACCCAGACUGAGCAGUCACACGGGGACACUGCUCAGCCUACAAGGCGAGUGGGUCAGCACCAGGUGUGAGUCCAGGCAGUACGGCAUGUUUCUCACCAGAUGGUUAGGUUUUCUCCCGGACGGAGUGUCAUGGCAAGGCCAGUACGACUACUACCACGACUCGCUGUGCCACAAACCCUCGUUUUCUCUGGACGCAAAGGGCAGCUACGCCGGGGGGACUUCCUCACAUCUGGUGCAGGGAGCGAAGGAUUUUAGCUUCCGGGUGACCCGCCUAAAGGUCACGCCCCACGACUCGGCCACGGCGGACUCCAUGAACCACUACAGCGGGAAGGGGUGCGGGAGGGCGCACGAGUGGAAAGUUGGACAGGAACAGGAUGUAACAUGGACAGGCGGGUGCGUCACUCUGGGGAUUCGGCUACCAAAUAUGGAGCGUGACAUCAUGAAAAUGGAGAUGGUACAUCGGAAGCUAUUGCUGUAUGUAGGUCAACGACUAGUGGACAAAAAGCCGGGGACUGGUUAUCAGCACGAGAGGCCCACGGCGUUUCAGGAGCCGAUGGUCAAAUGUGAUCAGGUGGACCUGGACAUGAGUAUCAACACCGCUCCUGGGGGCCACUCCUGGGUGGGCGGGAUUGCCCUGCCUCUGUCUGCGGGACCCGUGGGGGACGACACGAAAGGGCCGAAAAACGGAGCGACUUCAGCACACCUCUACCAAACACCAUUUCAAUGUUUCAUUGUGAUGAGUCUGUAUUUAUUGUACAGUAUGAACUGAUUCUUCGCUGUUGUUUUCAUUGUUGUUGGUGGAGUUGUUGUUUCAUGUCGUUGUGGUCAUUUUUGUGAUGUUGUUGCUGCUGCCGCUGCUGUCAUCAUUAGAUCUCUUUUCAGUGAAUUCAUGUGUGCAUUUGUAUUGAAUGUGUACAUUCGCCCCCUCAAACCUUUUGUUUGGAAAAUUGGUAUUGUAUUAUUGACAUGAAGCUGUACUAUAAUGAAAUGACAGGAGGUCAAUGAAACGACACUGCCGUUUACUUGUUAUCCUUUCAAGCAAUAUGAUAGAAACAAAUUAAAGUGAAGCGUGUUUUAAAACUCAGACUUUGCAAACGACGGAGCUCAGUGGAGUAGAAUCGAACAAUUGCUACAGAAGCAGAUGGCUAAAUGACACUUAAGACGGAUAGCAAUCUAAAUAAUAAUAUGUUUUUAUCGUUAGGAUUGAUUUGUUCAUGUGACAACUUCUUAAGCAACUCCAUAUAGCGGCACUUUCUAAAUCCACUUGAAAUGAGCUUAAAUAGAGCGUGUUGUGGGAGCAGAUCUGGGUAGCGUGCUGCUUGAAUAAAGAGUAGGCAUGUCAUAUGGUUUUUAAACUGAUUUUUGUAUAAAGUCUUUUUAACUGAGCUGGUUGUAGCGUAGAAUAUAAGAGGUCGAUAUAGUUAGAUGUUCUUUUUACCAGCUGAAUCAAGCUACUUUGUCAUUAUGAAGGGUUCAUCGAUAAAUGGAAGACAACAGUAAUACGACAGUAUUUAGGGGGCAAUUCAACUACGCCCCCUCCCCAAACUAACCCCGUUUCCAAUUAAUGUGUCUCAUUUUUUUGUGUUUGCAUUGUCAAAAUUCAUAUGUCAACAUGAUUACUCACAUUUUUUUCUACAGGGGAAUUCUUCCCAAACACACGGUCAGGCGUUUCCGAAAUGUGACUAGAAGAGCAUAUUAUUAUACACAAUGUAAAAUGAAACCUAGCUGUUCUGGUUAUCAGUAAUUUCUUCUGUAACGUUUAACAUAGAAUUAAGCGUCUCGUGACGUCCUCGGCUACUGUCUGGGUGUGCAUUAGUUAAUUGGUUCAGUUCAGAGAAUAGCGGCAUAGUUGCUUUCGAAACCAUGAUUAAAUUCUUCUACUGGAGUGAAAAUAAAGUCCCCCCCCCCCCACCCCACUUGGCAUUUUUGUUGUUGCUUUUAUUCUGGCACUACAUUGAGUCCGAAAUGUUUCUGGAUGUCCUUUUCUACUGCCUAUGUUACAAUCUCAUUUAUGUUGCUGAAAAGGUCUGCAGACAGAGUAAAGAAGUGACUGUGCCAGUGUAUGCGUUUGCUCAGUAGCAAAUUUUGUUAGCCACAAACACAGAACAUUUUUUUUCCUCAUUGUUCACCAGUUUGAAGUUUCUAAAACACACUUUAGAUUAGUAAAAUAAAUUCAAAACAUUUCCUAUCAGGUUAAAAACAUUUUUGUUACGUGCAAUAUUCUAAAUUUUGUAAAUAAUAUAUUGACUUAUUACACACUGCACUCUAACCCAUUCAAAGAUAACUUUAUAGACGUUUGAUUACGGAACGACUUACCGGAAUAGUUUUGCAAAUUAUGUAUACUCUGCACUGUGACGUGUCUAUGACUAUUUUCUCAAUUCAUUAAGUAACAGUGGCUGUAUAAUUAAUUCAAUAUCACAAUGAUUAAUGUGAAACUGUUCCCGUUGUGAGCCAAGAGUAUGAAACAUUUCUAGUGCCCAUGCAAAUAUUUUUAAGCGGAAAUCAUAUCAAUACAUCAUAUUUUUUUCACAAAUAUAUCCUGAAAGUAAUAAUGUCUCUUCGUGAUUCAUUGUAGUUCCGGUUUUACUCUUCAAAGAGCACAUGCUUUAGCAAUAGUUUCAUUGUUUCCUUUUACCAUCCUAGUAAAGCCUCUUUAAAUGCAUGGAAGGAGUUGAUGAGUAAUGUGAUCUCAAGCAAUACAUUCUUAUAUGUUUUUUUGUUUUCUUUUGCAAAUUGUGAAAAUGGUAAUAUGUAUAGGAUGUACACCCUGUAUUUUGCUAUUAUUGAUUACACUAUAAUCUUGCUUUGCUUAGAACAAUGUUUAUCAAUAAUAGCGUCACCUGUGUUGGUUCGUCGCAUGCAACUUUACAUUUCUCUUCAUAGGCUCAGACAACAAAUACCAAGCUGAAAUGAUAAAAGACAAAUAUUUUGAAAAAAAAUUUCUACACCACAAUAUCCAUGCGACUAUCAAGUCACCUGUGCCAAAUUUCCUUUCGAGCUCACAGAUCUCGAUAUGCUCUGAAAGUUGCAAAAAAGUCUUCUUUUUAUUGCAAUAGUUUUCUUAACAACACAAUUAUUUUUUGUGACACUUAACUUAAAUUUUACCAAAUAAAAUGCCAAAGUGUUUUUUCA